UGGUGUACGUGUAGAGGUUGGCUGUAUUGCAUAUUCAUGGCUGUGGUGGGGGAGGUGUGGCUGUCUGCUGGUUUGUGUUGUCAAUGCGUGCAAUUUAUCAUAACAUGUGAUUAUAGUACGUGACAGAUGGAAUUUUAGUGUUUGUGUAACUAAAAUUUGUUGACGUUUGGAGCUCAUCCGUGUGUCUAGGAGAAGAUGAUUGAAGCUUCCGGAGAAAGGACUCUUACUGGUCAUCCAUAUGACACCACUCAAUACUACAUAGGGCUAGGGCUUGCUGUUAGCUCUAGUGCUUUUAUCGGUUCGAGUUUUAUUAUAAAAAAGAAAGCACUGUUGAGAUUGUCACGUUCUGGCUCAGUGCGGGCUGGCGCUGGAGGAUUUGGCUAUCUGAAAGAAUGGCUCUGGUGGGCCGGCUUUUUGUCUAUGGGGGUGGGUGAGGCAGCUAAUUUUGCUGCGUAUGCAUUUGCACCUGCCUCACUGGUAACGCCACUUGGUGCACUUAGUGUACUGGUUGCAGCAGUCCUGGCAUCAUAUUUUCUUGGUGAAAAACUGAAUCUUCUUGGCAAGAUGGGAUGCUUUCUCUGCAUCUUGGGCUCAACUGUUGUUGUCAUCCAUUCUCCAAAAGAAGAAGAAAUAGAAAAUUUGGACGUCUUGAAGCAGAAACUAUUAGAUCCAGGUUUUGUGUUCUAUGUUUUCCUAGUGUUGGCACUAACACUGGCAAUUAUAUCAUACUUCGGCCCACGAUAUGGACAACGAAAUGUUGUGGUUUACAUUACGUUAUGUUCUGCAAUUGGUUCCCUCAGUGUUAUGAGCUGUAAGGGCCUAGGACUUGCUAUCAGGGACACCGUUUCAGGGAAAUCAAAUGAGGUAUCCAACUGGCUUACAUGGCUUCUGCUGAUGGCUGUUAUUCUCUGUAUUUCAAUACAGAUGAAUUACCUAAACAGAGCACUUGAUCUGUUUAACACUGGUAUUGUGACUCCUAUUUAUUAUGUUCUUUUCACGACACUAGUAAUUGUGUCAUCAGCAGUGUUGUUUCGUGAGUGGCAGGAUGUGGGACCUGAAGACAUUGUUGGAGGCAUGUGUGGCUUUCUUACUGUUGUAACAGCCAUAUUUCUACUCAAUGCAUUCCGUGAUAUUGACAUUUCGUAUUCAGAUGUGAGAAGUAUGUUGCGUCCAAGAAAGACAGGUAUUGUAUCUGUGGGAACUGAAGGAAACAGAGCAAAUGGAGUUCCUGCUUCAGCUGUUUACAGAGACACAAAGCGACUGUUAGGCAGUGAUGAUGAAUCUUCAUCAUAUGGCAGUCCUGGUCCAACUCCUCCUGUAUGACCCAUGGCUACUCCUGCUACAUUUCGCAGGCUUCAGUCUUCAGGACUGUAUCCAUAGUGUUUUUAUUCCCAACAACUCUGAAGGAUAUGUACAAAGAUAUUUGUAUUAUUUUUUCUGUUGGAGAGACUGAAUGAGGAAAUUAUCUGUGAUUGUUGAUAGCUGUGAUAUGCGCAACAGUGACUGCCGGUUGUAAACAGUUUUAUGGCUCUGUGUUUGUCACUUAAACAUGGAUGUGUGUCUUUUGCAUGUAUAAAUGUAAUAUAUUUUUGUGUGGUAUUUUUAAGACUUGAACUUAUUUAUUCAUACAAUUGAGUCAUAUUCAGUGUACAAAUAAUGAAGAUAGUUAUACUAUAAUUUGUUAGUAAUACCGUUUCAAUGUUUAAUGUUGAUAGUCUGAAUAUUUAAGUAAUUUUCAAAUUAACAUUCAUUUUUAGUUUCUGCGGUGCCACCCCACUGGUUACUGCAUUCAUUUAAAUAAGUUUUUAUACUCAAAUGAUUUUAUUUGUUGAACUGAGAGUAGUUUUCAUGUGUUUUAUGCUUUUCUUUGUUAAAAAAAUUCAGAAAGUGUCUAAAACUGCCGGCCAGAGUGGCUGAGCGGUUCUAGGUGCUUCAGUCAGGAACCGCGCGACCGCUACGGUUGCAGGUUCGAACCCUGCCUCGGGCAUGGAUGUGUGUGAUGUCCUUAGGUUAGUUAGGUUUAAGUAGGGGACUGAUGACCUCAGAAGUUAAGUCCCAUAGUAUUCAGAGCCAUUUUUUUUUUCUAAAACUUGAGUUGUUAGUGUGUGCUCAUACCUCAGCCAGUGAUAGAGGGAUUGAGUAAAGUAAACCUCUAAAGCCAUACAACAAUGGAAAAUCCGUGAUUGAAUGUAAAUAUUACCCUUAUACUGAAUCAGUAAACCAGAUGUUUUUUUUAAAUGGAUAUUAUGAUAGUACCAAAACACUGAAUUCUCAAUGCUAAAAGCUGAAAUUUCCAUCUGUAGAUGAAAUGAGGAUAGUGCUUAGUUGCACACAUAAAUACCAGGUAAUUUUCUUCCUGCAGGUUUGGAUCUUUUUAUUUGCAUCUUUGCACCAUCCGAAUUUCAGUUGUAGUGGCCCGUAUUUGUUAUAUGUUGUACCUCCAUUGUGACACUUAAUCUGAGUAUAGAAUUAAGAUCAGUGUAGAAUAACUGAAUAAAUGCUGUGUCUGCCCAUAAAUAUACAUUUUCAGGAGUAUGAAGAACAAUUUUUUUUAUCAUGUACAAUAAAAGCAGUGAGAUUGUGAUGUGGUGAUAACUUCAACUGGUUGCAUGACUUUUCGGGUGCUUGUAUUGUUAAUGUGAAGUUCCGAACAAUUAGCCCACAGCAGAUGAUGACAUUUUUAGUAUAAACAAUCUUAACUGUAAACUUUUAAUACGUUAAGCAUAAUUGUGGAGUGUUGAUGCUACAAGUUAGAAAAUCUUUACUUUGUGGAUGGCUUAAUUAUGUUGGGAAGAAUACAGUCAACUUCCAGAAAUGGAUUAUGUAAUGAAAAUAUAUUGUCCUGGCACAGUGAUAAUCAGAAAUUGUAAUGUAGACUAUCGCUACACUUUCAGGUGACCAUUCAGUCAAAUAAACUAGUCUGGAGAAA
Molecule: messenger RNA, 2929 nt
Organism: Schistocerca serialis cubense
Lineage: Eukaryota; Metazoa; Arthropoda; Insecta; Orthoptera; Acrididae
Gene: spict
Product: magnesium transporter NIPA2
Exons: 7
Coding region: 196-1323 (375 amino acids)
Biological process (GO): magnesium ion transport
Cellular component (GO): membrane
Molecular function (GO): magnesium ion transmembrane transporter activity
Source: RefSeq, a predicted model, not a curated record